Styela clava is the source of this 4266-nucleotide messenger RNA. NCBI's taxonomy places the organism in Eukaryota, Metazoa, Chordata, Ascidiacea, Stolidobranchia, Styelidae. The record is from RefSeq and is a predicted model, not a curated record.
AAGGAUAUGUAUUUGGAAGUCAGAGGUCGACAUGCCUGAAUUCAGAUGUCAGUAGCAACCAGACGCCUACUGCUCUAAUUGCGCUUGAAUUCCGCACGUAUGGAUUAAGUUAUAAAGGAGAAAACUUUUUAAAUAAUGGAUCCUGAUGAGCGGUUGCGUUGGUUAGAGACAAGAAUCACAUCUUCGCUGAAACCAAGAGCAGAUGAUCUAAGAAAAUUGUUUUCUCGUGAUGAAUCUCGAGCCGCGUUGCUUGAAUUUUUUUCAAACAAUGAUGCACACAGACUUUUUGUCCACACUGUAAGUGAAGAAGGGAGUGUUGGAGGUUCUUUAAAGGUUUCACUCUCAGCUCCUGUUGAGGUGAAAGAGAAAUGCAUCUGUUUUCUGAAAACUGGUCUUGCGUCUCAACUCCAUUCAGGAAAUUUAGAUGACAGUAUAACAUGUAUGGAUUGGUCUGAUCCAUUGACACAUGGAGAAAUGCUGUUGAGAGAAGUUUAUCUUCCUCUGCUGUGCACAGACUCUGAUUUGGCUUCUCAACCAAACGAUGAUGGUUCAGUAAUAACUCCCGAUAAAAUGAUGGAUGUUUUACAUAGACUUUUGGGAAAUAUCGAAAUAACAAGGGGAAUAUCAGAAGGAAUGGUUUGUUUGCCCCUCCCAUCAAUCGAGGUUUUAGCAGAAGCAGCUGCAUUUCAACACAGACAACCUGCUGUUGUUCAUGUACUUGAAUCAGCAGUUAUCGGUUGGAUAAAGCAAAUAAGAAAUGUACUGAGGCACGAUCCACUUUCUUCAACAAGAGCACUAAGCAGAGAAGCAAAAAAGCCAGUUCGACCCCAUCAUGAGGUUGCAAUGUGGGAAAAGCAUAUCCAACACAUGACUUCAAUAUUGGAACAAUUAGAAGCUCCUGUUGCCAUGGAUAUUCUUAUGAAUUUGACUCAUGCUAAUAGUUCCUAUGCUCAGUCAUUUGGUGCAGUUCGUGUUGAAGUGGAAAUGGCAUUAGAAACAGCAAGAUCCCGACUGAGAUGUUUCACAACUGUAUUGCCUUGGAUUCAAGAUAUGUAUAGGACAUCUUCACUUGAUCGCAUGCUCAAAGUUUUUCCUCCUCUUUUGCACACUGUUCUUCUGAUUUGGAAAAAUUCAGAUUAUUAUCACAAUGUCAGUGUGUUUGCUCAUAUGCUGCAAAUGUUGUCAAAUGAGGUUGUUGCCAGAGCAAGAUCUUUAGUUGGUGAUAACCCAUUCGAAGAUACAUCACGCUCAUACACUGCAUUGAAGGAUGCACUGAGAUUGUGUGCUGCAUUCAGAGGAACUUAUUUAGAUUUUAAGGAAACUGCAAAUGAGAUCAAUCAGAAGAAACUUGAAUCUAAUGUUACAAGUAUGACAAGGUUGAGACCUAAGGAUCAUAAUGUAUUGUUUCGUGCUAAAAUGUAUGGACCGACUGGAUUUCAGCAGUUACCAGGAGAUCCACAGGUUGAUGGUUCAGAAGAACAUUGGGAAGAUUCUGCAUGGCCUCCAAGAAACACUGCAUGUUUCGGUGGUUUAAGCAGAUUUGUGGAACGAUGUAAUGAUCUUUUGGAUUUAGUUGAAACGACUCGACAUUUCAACACUUUAGAAGAGGCAGCGAGAGUUGGAGGAGCAGGAUCUCGAGCAUUGGAUGCUCUUGUGAAUGAUAUUCAUGAGGUGUUCAUGAAAACAAUCAGAGAAUUCACAAAGAAAAAUCAAGAUGUUUUGACCAUCGAUGACAAACAACAUUUUGAGAAAGCAUUUUUCCACUACAGAUCUGUUAUCAAGACUUUGGAACGUAGAUUAGCAGGAGUUUUGAGAAAAUCCCUAAGCAUAUGCCCUAAUCCUAUGUCACAUUUGAGGGUUCUUGAAGUUUUUGAAGGAAUCAGUGCGAGAGAGCUUCUGCAGAAAGAUCUGGCACCAGAAAAUGCACAGUUGGUGACAGAGUUGAUUGAUGAAUUUAAAUCUGUCAAAAAAUUAUUUCAAACAAAUGUUAAAGAUGUUCCGAAACAUGCAAAUAUGCCACCUACUGUCAGCAAAUUGUACUGGAUAAGAGCCUUGAAAGAGCGUAUUGGCAUACCAAUGGGAAAAUUGAGGGCCGUUUGUCCACAUGCAAUAGAAAGUGAUAAAGGAUGGUUGUUACGAGAUGCAUUCACAGAAGCAAUGAAUGAAUUAGAAAAAUAUGAAACCAAAUUACUUGCAUCUUGGAGUCGAAGUAUUGACACAGAAAUAAGGGAUAAAUUGAAAAACUUCGUUCUUGCCCCUGAAGAAGAAAGGAUAUUGGAAACAGGAAAGUCUGACAACUUGAAUGACGGUGAAAAUAUCGACAACAACAAUGAAUCUACGGAUCCAUCGAGUCCAAGGGAACGAGCAACUGCAAUCAAAGUCAAUCUUGAUCAGAAAUUGCUUGUUAUGUUGAGGGAUAUCAAAUACCUGAAACAACCACCAUAUGAGGUUCCAAUUCCAGCUUCAGUUCGGGCACUGUUGAGAACAGUUGACAGCAGUAUAUUACACAGGCAAGCAACAAGACUUCAUACUGUUGUAUCCAAGUAUAAUCACAUUAUCAAGAGUCUUAAACAACAUGAAUUACUUUUGUUUGAAGGAAAAAUGAGAAGGGUUGACGAACUUAUUUUGGAAGGAAAAGAAGUAGUUACGUGGUGUUCAUCAGAUUUAGAAGAUUAUUUGGAAAAAGUAACUGCAGUGAUAAGUGAAGACGUUCAUCGUAGUUUGACAAGAGUUCAUAAUAACUGGGCAAGAGUUGAAGAACUUGCUCAAUCUUGGUCAGAAGGUGAACUGGGAAUUUUUACAAGUCACAAGACAAGAAAUCUUUCUCAUAGUUUAAAAGAAUUAUUGACAUUACAAGAAGAAAUGGAUCAACAAUACAAGAAUAAACUGGUUCCAGCUGGUUCUGAUAUUCAUUCAUUGCUUCAAGAUUCUUUCGAGGCAAUUGAAAUGAGUGCUGCAUCCCCUGCCUGGCAGCUAUAUACAGCACAGAUGGAUGCAGUUGUGUUGAUUGCAUUAAAGAAUAGUAUCUUGACGAGUCUGGAUGCAAUGUAUACAAUCACUGCGGCAGCUACAGAUGAGAGUUUGAUGAUUCAACCUCUGGAACCAAUUCUGACUAUUCGACUUGAAUUGGUUGAACAAACAGUUUCUUUUUCACCACCUAUGGAUAGAUCAGCAUCUGUUGAUAAUGUUGAAGAUGCAAUUGGAACUUGGUUGAAUAAUUAUCUGAAACGAGCAAGUCUAGUCAACAGAUUAACUGAUCCAUUCAGUACAUAUUCAGAUUUUUUGAGCAAUGAUGAAGAUGUUUGGGAAAUAUUAAAUGAAAUACAGACUGUUGUAAUGGAGAAUGCAGCUGAAUGCAAAGAAUUACUUUCCAUAUUUGACAACUACAGAUUUUUAUGGGUUCAAGAUGUACAGCUUUCAUUUCAAGACUUUUUGAAUGGGCGACCAUCACCUAAUCCUCUACGAGCAUCAAAACAAUCCCAUCUGAAAACUCACAAAACAAUCAGUCAAAUAACCAGUGGAACUGGUCAGAGAUCCAGAUAUUCUGUCAACAGUCCGGACGCAGUUACUGAAGCAGAGAGAGCGUUCCUUACUCCGCAUCGAACUAAUGCUGGUACAAGAACAGGAUCUAUGGCAUUGGGUCAACAAAGUACAGGAGGAAAACAAAUGGCUUUUGCAAGUACUUCAGAUGCUGGAAUGGAAUCGACAAUACCUGGCCUUGCGGAAUUUGAUGAAGAGAUUGGCAUUUAUAAAUCAGCAAGAGAUAAUAUCUCGUCUUUACCUGAUUUUCGUAUCGUGGGAUGGCUGAACAUCAAUUUUCAGCCUAUCAAACAGGUUCUAACAACGUAUGCAAGUAAAUGGAUGUGGACUUUUACAAAAUAUCUCUGUGAUCAGGUCACUGACUCUCUUGAUACUCUUGCUGACUUCUUGGCUCGAACAGAACCUGAGAUAGAAAGUAUAACAGGUGAAGAGAGAGAUACUGCUUCAUUCAUGAAGAUGAUGAGAUUGUUUAAUGAAGUAUCUGCUCAACAACAAGAUAUGGAGGAAAGAUUUUCUGUCAUGCAUCGAACUGUUCAUCUUCUUGAAAAAUAUGACAUGAAAUUAUCUGGUGAAACACAACAAAUGUUUGAUUCAGCUCCUGAUCGCUGGAAUCAUCUCAAAACAAAAGUAUCACUUGCAAAACAAAGAUUGGGGCCAAGAAUUCAGGCGAGGUUUCAUAUUCUAUUGAAGUAUCCACCCAUAUUUAGUCAGUCUCAAUUUAGUUAA